Messenger RNA from Penicillium salamii, 2184 nucleotides. The record is from the annotation of a GenBank genome assembly. NCBI's taxonomy places the organism in Eukaryota, Fungi, Ascomycota, Eurotiomycetes, Eurotiales, Aspergillaceae.
AUGGUGUUCGACAUGUACGAGCCGGCUUACCGUUCGGGUACAACUAUCUCGCGACUCCUGGACUCGAUCCGCACCGCUACUGUCAACGGUCCUCUUUCUGAUAUCACCGGCUAUUUCUGCGGUCUCUACCGCAAUGACAAAGUGAACUGGAGUCAAGUUGUGUUCUUGACUACUUGUGUUGUCGCAAUGACUGGAUGUGGCCUUGUGUCGUCGCUGGUGAGGCGCAAGUGGUCGCGCUCGCCUUUGGCACAGAAGACCUCGCGCAACAACUCCAAGUCUUCUUCUAAGGGGCUUAGUUCCUCAGAAGAGGACGACUACGAAGACGAAGACUACGAUAGCAAUGCAUCUUUGCGCCAUGGCACGAACCCCAAUUACAAACCCAAGGAAGAUUGGCUUUCAGAGCCUCAGAAGCAAAGCUCCGAUGCUCACCAGACAGAUCCCGGCAUUCUCAAGAAAUUCACCACUUAUAAUUCCUACACAACCUCGGUGGCUACAUAUCCUGCCAUUCGUACCUUCUACAGCCCCCACCCUCAGCUAGCUCGACUUCCCACCAAACCCACACCUUUGCCACUAAUUGUGGUUGUUCACGGACUGGGUGGAUCCCUCGCACAGUUUCACCACCUCCUAACGAGUUUGUCAAACAUAGGAUCAUGCUUUGGUAUCGAUUUACCAGGGUGUGGACUGUCCAAAUUUUCGCCCACGGAAUGGGAUGCAUACACUGUGGAAGCCUUGUCGGAGCUACUUGUCGAGGCAAUUGAGCAGCACCGGGACCGCGAGGCCGGCCAGGAAGUCAUUCUGGUGGGACACAGUCUCGGUGCUUCCCUGUGCGCCCUCUUGGCCUCCUCCACAUCGUCUAUUGGCGCGAAACUGAAGGACCACAUUAUUGGGCUCGUGGCAGUGUGCCCACGAGCAUCCCCUCCCUCCGCAGAAGAAACUGCCAAAUUCCGCAAGCUGCUCUAUGUUCCCGGAUUCGCCUUCGACCUCUGGCGUCGAUGGGACAGACGUGGUGGCGAGGAAAGUGCAAGUGUCAUGCGUAUGGUUGGCAGCGAUGCCGACACAGAGACAAGAGACCUGCAAAUUCGGUUCAACAAGCAGAGCAAAACCCCUGUGUGGCGACGCAUGGCGUGGGGAACACUUCCCACUUACAACGAGAAAGGCGAGCCGAAUGGUGGAAUGCCUGGCGAAAAAGUCUGGGCGGGAAUCCGCAUGCCAGUCCUGCUGGUCGCGGGAGAGGCGGACGCUGUUACCAAACCAGUCGAAGUUCAGAAGCUUUUGAAAUUCUUCGGCGACGUUUCGGUCCACACCGCGAUCAACACCAGUGACAGCAGCAUCAUCCCCGACGCUUCGCGAAUUCAUGACCAGAUAUCGGCUCCGGCUAGUGAUCUGGCCAAUGAAAAGGCGUAUGGGCUUCAAGUCUCUGAGAAACUUCUCGAGACUGCCCAGCGCAAGCGGGUGGUCAAAUCGGCAAUUCUGCCGGCGCCCGCAUCUCAUGCACUACUCUACGACCGCGCAACCUACCGCACACUUGCAGGAAUCGUGCAGGAUUUCUUCUCAUCCAACAUAGACAAACGUCUCGGUCUGGGCUGGCAGUUGCAAUGUAUGAACACAUCCGGAAAAUGGGAUGUCAAGAAUCUCGCCAAGUGGCAGAAGGUUGCACCAGUCUCAGAGCGUAUUGCCAACACCUUCGCUGCGAUGAAGAUGCUACGUGAAGUUGACGAGGAACACAACCCGGUGAAAUUCUCGGCCAAGUACCACGACCGCAUCCACGCCGUCAUCGAUAUCAGUCACGAAAGCCCGGUCUACAAUCCGGCCGAAAUGGAGAAGGGUGGUAUUCGCUACUGCAAGCACCCAACUGUAUCCAAGAUUCCUCCAACUCCAGAUGAGACGCGUGACUUCAUCGCCCUGGUCGGCAGCCUCCAAGAGGAAAUUGAUCAAAAGAUGGAGAAGCGCACGGAUGAGGAGAAGUCCUUGCCCCGCCCCUUGGUUGGAGUUCAUUGUCACUAUGGCUACAACCGUACCGGGUUCUUGAUCACUUGUUACUUGAUCGAACAUCUUGGGUUCAAUGUCCAAGAUGCCAUUGAUGAAUUUAAUCGGUGCCGGCCACCCGGUAUCCGACACGGUCACUUUGUUGACACAUUAUUUGUAAGGUAUUGCGUUGGGUUGAAGAGAGCACCUACGCUGUAA